GCUGAAUGGAGGAUGCUGUGCGGGGCGCGUCGGGAGUUGUAGUUUUCAAGGGGAUUUAGGGCUGAACCGGAGAAUAAGCGUGCCUGGGGGUGAGCUGUGUGGACAGAAGCGGCUGGAGAGGAGACCGGUUAGAGAUUUGCCACGAUGCCCGUGAAUUGCAGUAGUUGUGAGACACAACGGGCGGUCCUGCGAAGACCCAAGACUGGUCAUUCAGUGUGUAAGGAAUGCUUCUUCCAUGCUUUCGAGGAGGAGGUCCACCAUACCAUAGUAUCUGCCAAGCUCUUUCAGCCACGUGAGAAGGUUGGCAUUGGAGCUUCAGGUGGGAAAGACUCCACGGUCCUCGCCCACAUCCUAAAGGUUUUGAAUGAACGCUAUAAUUAUGGCUUGGAGCUCAUUCUGAUCUCGGUAGACGAAGGGAUCUCUGGAUACAGAGACGACUCCUUGGAGACCGUAAAAAGGAACCAACAGCAGUACGAGCUGCCUCUGAAAAUUGUGUCUUAUCAAGAUCUGUACGGCUGGACCAUGGACCAGAUCGUCAAGCAAGUGGGGCUCAAGAACAACUGCACAUUUUGUGGGGUAUUCAGAAGGCAAGCUCUGGACCGCGGCGCCAUGAUGCUGGGGGUUAACAAGAUAUGCACAGGCCACAACGCUGACGACAUAGCGGAAACCGUCCUGAUGAAUUUCCUCCGAGGGGACAUAGCCCGUUUACGGCGCUGCACAGCGAUAACCACCGGCAGCGAAGGUGCCAUCCCGCGGUGUAAACCUCUGAAAUACGCCUACGAGAAGGAGAUUGUGCUUUACGCCUAUUUUAAAAAGCUGGACUAUUUUUCCACUGAGUGCAUCUACUCUCCCAAUGCCUAUCGGGGCCACGCCCGGGCUUUCCUGAAAGAUCUGGAGGCUUUGAGGCCCAGCGCCAUCAUUGACAUCAUCCAUUCCGGAGAAAACCUGUCUGUGAAGGAAGAUGUCCGGAUGCCUGUGCAAGGAACCUGCACACGUUGCGGCUACAUCUCCAGCCAGGGACUCUGCAAGGCGUGCGUACUGUUGGAGGGCCUAAACCGGGGUCUCCCCAAGCUGGGAAUCGGCAAACACCAUAAACUUCACCAUAAGCUUUUGGCGCAGGAACCGCUGAGCGAAGCAGAAACCCGAAAGCUGAAAGUUGUGGACUUCUGAUGUAUAAUCCGUGGCUGAAACGGAAAGGCAAAAAUAUCAGUCCUGAAGGGAUCAGUUUUUAUCUGUUCCGGAGAGGGUUGGGUAGCGACCAAUAUGGCUUCUAGAAGGUUUCUCACCCAUCGUUUAUAGCGUCUUUAAUGGCAAAUCCACUUAGUUAUGCGCCAAUUUAAGGGGUUGUCCGGGCUUUUUACUAUUGAUGACCUGUCCUCAGGAUAGAUCAUCAAUAUCGGAUCGGCAGGGGGUCUGACACCCGGCACCCCCACGAUCACUUGUAUGAGAAGACAGCGGUGUGCACGUGCCGCCCCCCUUCUCUCUUCCUGUCCGCUGCUGAGGUGAACAGGAAGACAGAAGGGGGAUAGAUGUGCUCACUGCGCGCGCUCUCUUCUCAUACAGCUGAUCAGCGGGGGUGUCGGACUGCAGCUGUUCUG
Bufo gargarizans (Asiatic toad) is the source of this 1598-nucleotide messenger RNA. Its product is annotated as cytoplasmic tRNA 2-thiolation protein 1. Lineage: Eukaryota; Metazoa; Chordata; Amphibia; Anura; Bufonidae. Gene Ontology annotation, biological process: tRNA wobble position uridine thiolation. Gene Ontology annotation, molecular function: tRNA binding; DNA binding. Gene Ontology annotation, cellular component: cytosolic tRNA wobble base thiouridylase complex; mitochondrion. The transcript has 3 exons. Bases 145 to 1170 code for a protein of 341 amino acids. The record is from RefSeq and is a predicted model, not a curated record.